GAUGAGAUGAGAUGAGAUAGAGAUGAGAUGAGAGAGGCUACGAAGACCACAACGGCAGCAAAGGCCAAUCAAUCAGUCAAUCAUUCAGUUUCAGACAAGCACGCGAUUAGAAUGCCGUGUCUCGACAUCUCCACCAACGUUAAUCUCGACGCCGUCGACACCGAUCCUCUCUUCUCCGACCUCACCCAAGCAGUUUCUCGCAUCGUCGGAGUCUCCGAAAAUUUGGUGAUGAUACUAAUAAAGGGUUCGGUUGGCCUAACAUUUGGAGGGACAAAGGAGGCAGCAGCAUUUGCAGAAAUAGCAUCAAUGGCCGACAUAAAUACAAACAUCAAGAGACAACUAAUUUCAACAAUUGGUUCGAUUUUAGAGACUAAAUUAUGUAUUCCCAAGACAAGAUUUGUCCUUAAAGUCUUCAAUAUAACUUCCUCCUCUAAUUCCAAAUUGUAAUCACCACUUUUAUUUUCAUUUCAAAUACUUCUUUGUCCAUCCCACAUUAAGUGUCCCUAAUUUUUAUAUCA
Messenger RNA from Andrographis paniculata, 518 nucleotides. RefSeq lists its product as uncharacterized. Bases 28 to 447 code for a protein of 139 amino acids. The transcript has 2 exons. Gene Ontology annotation, molecular function: phenylpyruvate tautomerase activity. NCBI's taxonomy places the organism in Eukaryota, Viridiplantae, Streptophyta, Magnoliopsida, Lamiales, Acanthaceae. The record is from RefSeq and is a predicted model, not a curated record.